Messenger RNA from Bemisia tabaci, 4919 nucleotides. The record is from RefSeq and is a predicted model, not a curated record. Lineage: Eukaryota; Metazoa; Arthropoda; Insecta; Hemiptera; Aleyrodidae.
ACCUGCGUAAAAUCGAAACAGAGAUAUAAAGCUGAAAGCGACGGAAAGGGAAGACUUUAGACCAAACAUGAUAAUUGCUGAUACGUGUUAAUCAAUGCACAAGAGGAACUUUGCUCUUGAUCCAUAUAGUGAGAUUUUAUCAGUUCGGUCUGCGGUCAGCGUUGAGGAAACUGAUUGGAGUGGAACCGUGAAGACGAAAUUAGUGAUCAGUUAUCCCAAAUUUUACCCACUCAACACAAUUAUUUCGUUUUAGAGCUUCGACUUAUUAUCUUAACGCGAUCAAACAAAUGCUACUGCCUUUGGAGCGUGCCUCUACUGUGUAACUGAAAGUUUCGAGUGCGCUAAGGCUCAACAGAUUAUUUAUUACCGAGGCUGUCUCUUGUUAUUUACCUCUCGAUUAGAGAUCCCGAAAGAAAAAGUGAAAAUUAAAUAAGAUAUAGGCGCCUUUGUGAGUUUUAAAGUAAUGAUUGAAGUGGUUUGAUUAAGUGCUUUCAAUUCAACAUGGAUGGAUUUCUCUUAGCCAUUUUAUUUCGACUCAUAAUGGAACUGCCCCUGAAUUGAGGGCUUUCGCGUUAUCAAAGUUCAGUUUCAAUGCUGAAAACUGAUUGAAUUUUAAUUGCUUGCGUCUUCAAAAUUAGUAUGAGGUGCUCUCUGCUCACUGCGGAUGUAACAUGAUGGACAGCUACAUGAGUGGAUAGAAGAAUCGUUCAAAUAUGUGUCGUCGAGCUCAAAAUUUACCAACAUAAGUUGGUGAUAAACGUUUAGUGCGUGGUUCCAUACGUAAAAUUAAAAAGUGUUCUAAUUCGCAAGAAACGGUUAGAAUUCUCGAGUCAUGAAAAUUGAAAAUCACUAAAGUAUUAUUAAACAAAAAUUUCACGAUUGUAUCCAAAGUGUCUGUGUUAGUCAUUUUAUUCUAGAAUAUAUUUUAAAAUUUUAAUAAAGAUGAAAAUUUUUAGUAAUUUUACCAAACGCCAGUGGCUAACCCUGGUUGUGUUCAGUAUUGCCGACUUCUGUAACGCCAUCUGUGUCUCACUUCAAGCUCCAUUCUACCCCAAGGAGGCUGAAGAUAAAGGUGCCUCUGCAACAGAGUAUGGCUUAGUUUUUGGUAUUUUUGAAUUGGUAGUCUUCAUUAUCAGUCCUAUUUAUGGGCAACGUCUGAAUCAAAUAGGACCGAAGUAUUUAUUUAAUGGAGGGAUAUUCACGACUGGAAUAUGUGCCAUUUUAUUCGGUCUUUUACAUUAUGUUCAAGGCCACUACCCAUUCAUCAUUUUGUCGUUUGUUAUACGAAUCAUUGAGGCUCUUGGAAAUGCAGCUUUCUUAACCGCAAGUUUUGCAAUUAUUGCAAAAGAGUUUCCUGAUAAUAUUGCGACAACUUUUGCAUCGUUAGAGACAUUUUUCGGGCUAGGUUUGAUUGUCGGUCCAACCCUGGGAGGUGCUCUGUAUCAGGUCGGUGGCUUCACAACUCCGUUCGUCACCUUGGGUUUUCUCCUCUUCUUAUCAGCAGCAAUGACAGCACUUGUGCUGCCUGAUCACCCAGAAAAAGAUGUCAAUGCAUCUCACGGAUCUAGUCUACUGCAAGUCCUCAAAAUUCCAGGGGUGUUCCUAGCAGCUUGCAGCAUUAUAGUCACUUCAUCCAGUAUUGGGUUCCUAUCUGCCACGUUGGAGCCUCACCUGAGAGCGAGCAAGUUUGAACUGUCGCCUAUACAGCUUGGUUUGAUGUUUGUCAUCAAUGGUGGGACUUACGCUGUCACUGCACCGUGCUGGGGAUGGGUGUGUGACAAAUUGGUCAGCCCAAAAAUCAUCACCGUUCUUGGCUCUAUUCUUCUGAUGAUUAGCUUUUGCCUCAUUGGGCCGGCUCCAUUUUUAAACUUACAAACCAAACUGGGAAUAACUAUACUGGGAUUGGUCAUCCAUGGUCUUGGAAUCGGAACCUGUUUGGUCGCAUCUUUCACCGAUGCUCUCCGCACGGCAAUAGCCCAUGGAUUUCCGAACAACCUGGAGACAUAUGGUCUUAUAUCUGGUCUUUGGACAUCAACUUUUGCCCUUGGAGCAUUCAUUGGUCCUUCAGUGGGUGGUUUCUUGAUGGAUAGAUUCAAGUUUCCAAACGCAACUAUGUUCAUCGUUAUAUCAAGUUGUGUCGUGGGUCUCGUGACGGCGAUCUUCAUCUGCUGUUCGAAUCGUCGCCCGAAUUUGUACAAGCAGGUGGACAGCUUCGACGACUUCUCGAGUCACAAAUUCAACCACUCGGGCACCCUCCACGAGGGGAGCAGUACGAACAGACUCGGGGGGUCGGGCCCCUCGCCGUGCCCCGAGCGACCCCCAGGGAUGACCGCCGGACUCAUCCCGAGCAACAGCUACAAGAACCGCCUUGGGACCUGGAACCUCAAGGAGACCGCCACAGUAAUCGGCGCCAAGUACAGCUCCAGCUACGGCUCGAAUUUGGAGACCAGAAGUCUGCUCGGAAGCACGGCGUAGUCGUAGUUUUACUCGAUACCAAAGAAGUGGCAACACUGUUUUUCCUCGAUUUAAAACCAUGGAAAAUAUCGAUUUUAGGCCAGGCAGCCUGCCUCAUCGAGAAUCGAUUGUUUUACACACGUUUGAAUGGAGGAAAACACUGUUGCCGACUUGCAGGAAUCGCCACUGUACCAAAGAGACGUGGAAAUCUCUAAAUUGUAAAUACGUUUCCUCAGGAAUGUUUGAAUGGGUCAGUGGGGUAGCAUGGGCCUAAAAUGAAGGGGCGUCAUUUCGUCGUUUUCGAAACGAGGGAUCGUGACUCCUCUCCCAGGUUGGUAUACUGACUCACGAAAGUCAAGUCUCUACACGAAUAUUGCCGUGAAAUUUUAACGCUGAUCUUCGUUUGUGAUCAAAAAGGGAAUUAAAACAAUUUUGAGUUAAAGUUGCACAUAAAAUUUCUCUCAAAAAUCUGCCGAUGAGAAUACGUUGAAAUAUAGUUACGCUCUGUUGUCUUAGGGACGACUAUUCCGGUCAAAUCUUAAGGAAAUUUUUCGGAAAUGAAGAAAAAUUGCUCAGAGAAAAUUAUAAAAAAAUCUCCCAAAAUGCACUUAAAUUAACCACGACUGUCCCUGAAAAAAGUCCACCUUAAGAUCAUGGGGGUAAUUAGCCUUCCGCCCUCCCCAAACGACGCCCCUGCUAUGAUGCGCUUUUGCUCCUUUUUAUUCGAUAUUUGCAUGCGUGUCGAGGAUGAGAGUUCAAAUUGAAUUGAAGAUAAAAAUAUGGUUUUGGUCAUUGAUUGCUUUGAAUUGAUCAGUUAGAGGUUAAAAAAUAACAUCAAAACAUACUUUUUUGGGCCGCUUGACAUCAUAUGACACAUUCCCUUUUUAUCGAUACUGAUUACGGAAACUUUUCCAAGUUAAUUCUGCGACCUGCAGAAAGAACCAAAGUAUUUCUGUCCUCAAUUCACAUUUGAAAAUCACUCUUCGUCAAAAACUAUACACUUUCAGAUCCUUCUCAGUGCCUUGUCAGCAAAGUUUUCAAACAUAGAAAUUUUACAGCAAUAAACUGCAAUUAAAUAGCUACACAUAUGCGACAUUGUGUGCCCAUUAAUUAGCUAUUUAAAUUAAAUUUAUCGUUGUUGAAUUUCUAUUUUUGAAAACUCGGCUACAUGGAGUCGCACGGUUUUCGUGUUUCUAUGUAAUCGGAUUAGGCAAAAAUGAGAGAAUUUUGAUUCUCUUCAGACAUGGAAUUAAUGUCGCAUGUACCAUUUUUGAAUAAUGGUUUUUUUGCGCGCCACUAAAAACUUCGUCCUCUUAACAAGGCACUCUCUUCAAUGGCGAAAGAAACUUACGGUGCUAAAGUGUUGAGGCCGUACUUGUGCUAUUAAACCAAACGGGAAAAUUGGCAAAUUUUUUGAACGGCUUUUGAAAAACGAAACUGAUGAAAAGAGAGCAAAAAGAGUGAGUAAAAUUAUGAUUUUCUUCGUAUCUACAAAAUUUAUGUCAGUAAAUCUUGUAAGAGAAUAUGAGACAGUGCGAAUAAAUUGUAAAUUGAAAGUGAAAUAUUUGUAUAUAGCUUACACUUUAAUUUAUUUUAAUUUUAAUGUGCAUGAGAAACAUUAUAACCAAUUAUUGAUGUUCUUAGUUAGUGCCUCAGUGUUUUAAAACUCCACUACUUCAUUCUAUGAAGUCUUCAAAUAUAACAAUGUAUACACAAGUAAGUUAACAAGAGGAAGAAAAAACUCGUCUCCCAACUAAGUACGAGGAGCUCUUUCAAAGAAUGAACCGAAACUCAUGGUGGAUAGGUACCCCCUCACCAUGUUACUUUUAACACUUUUAAGAAUCAGACAUGAUUUAACUUCGGCAAUUUAAGAAAAGAAAAAGAAAAAAUGGCAGAUUGUGAUUAAAAAUGUGGCAUUGUUACGCUUCAAAAGCAUACAUUACUUACGAACGUAUGCGUGCAAUUUACGCGUGAAGAUGAUGAAGUUAGAAAAUAUUUAGGAUGAAAGCAUUUCUAUAAUAAUGCACGAUAAAAAUGAUUGCACCGCGAAGAAAAAAUUGGAAACAAGACAGGGCUUCCGUCUACACUUUUAGGAAUAUUAUCUCAAAAUGCCUUCACUCGCUCUUCGUUUUCUGAGGCACAUAGCUGCUACAUCCAAAGAGCAAAUUAAAAACAAUAUCAUAUCAGUCUCAACAAAAAAAAGCUUCUACUUCAAUUUUUAAUUGGUAAACAUUAUAAAGUUAAAAAUCGGAAUCGACAAAAAAAAUUAUGGGAUUCCAGAUCAAACUCAUAUGUGCCUUUUCAAUAACCUUCAAUGUCGUGGAUUUUGAAAUUGUUAGCCCGCACAAAAAUUGGAGCGUUGCAAAACCAUGAAAAAAUAUGUUACCUUGUCCUGUUUUGUAUAUCACUGUUUAAUUUAUUUUAUGUAUUUACUUUUUCUGUACAUAAAAGAAUUGUUAAAUCAA